AUGGCUCCAAUUGGUGCCGUCUUGUGCGGCAGAGAGCCAAAGCUGGCGGAAUUCAUGAAGGCCAAUUUAGCUCCCAAAAUUGAAAUCACGCACGUCUGCUCGUCCACGGAGGCAGCCUUGACCGAGAUCCCAAACCUCCUCCAGGAGGGCUCGGCCAACAUAUCUCUCGUGAUCAUCGGCGGCUUGUACUCGCCCGAAGACAUUGAAAAGAUCAAAGCGGCCGCCGACGCAGUCAAACCGUUGGCGUUCUUGGUCGCGGAUCGGAGCAAGACCCCACCUGGCGCCACCGGUCCGCCACCACCGGAGAUCAUCAAGCAGCGGAUCCUCGCUGCUGUCGCGGCGACCGAGACAGGCGAGGCGAAGCUGGAGCCGGGGCUUCAUAAGUUCUGA
This is a messenger RNA of Exophiala aquamarina CBS 119918, 390 nucleotides long. RefSeq lists its product as uncharacterized. The record is from RefSeq and is a predicted model, not a curated record. Bases 1 to 390 code for a protein of 129 amino acids. NCBI's taxonomy places the organism in Eukaryota, Fungi, Ascomycota, Eurotiomycetes, Chaetothyriales, Herpotrichiellaceae. The transcript is spliced from 2 exons.